CUGGAUAUAUUUUUGAAAAUAUUUUUUUGUAUUUGUUUUCUAUUUUAUAAUUUAGUUUUCAUAAUUUUGUAUCGGUGUUUAGGAUCUGUUUAAUGAUAUUGAUAAAUUAAAUUUUAGAAAUAGGCAGGUGUAUGUAGGUAAUGUCAUACACUGAGCUCGAACAUGGCUAUCAAGGGUUGCGGCAAGCUACUCAGCCCCAAUUUUAUGUCGGAGAUGACGGAAAUCUUGUACCGAUAAGAUCAUCAGUUUACAUGCUGACAAUGACAAGUGAGGGCGAGUUGGAUCUGUGCGAGUCGCUGGACCCGCACAGCGAUGGCGGGGGUAAGAAAGUGGUGGUCGGCGUCUGCGCCAUGGCCAAGAAGUCGCAGUCGAAGCCCAUGAAGGAGAUCCUCACGCGGCUCGACGAGUUCGAGUACAUCAAGAUGCUGGUCUUCCCAGAGGAGGUUAUCCUUAAGAAACCAGUAGAGGAGUGGCCCAUCUGCGAUUGUCUUAUAUCCUUUCAUUCAAAGGGCUUCCCUUUAGACAAGGCCAUUCAAUAUGAGAAAUUACGGAAGCCCUAUGUUAUAAACAAUCUUCACAUGCAGUAUGAUAUUCAGGAUCGUAGAAAAGUAUACGCGAUAUUGGAGGGCGAGGGUAUAGAGAUACCCAGGUACGCGGUGUUAGACAGAGAUUCGCCGGAUCCUAAACAUCACGAACUCGUGGAGUCCGAAGACCACGUGGAAGUGAACGGCGUGGUGUUCAACAAGCCGUUCGUGGAGAAACCGGUGUCGGCUGAAGAUCAUAAUAUUUACAUUUAUUACCCCACGUCCGCCGGCGGCGGCAGCCAACGACUCUUUCGAAAGAUUGGAAGUCGAAGUAGUAUAUACUCGCCAGAAUCGAGAGUCAGGAAAACAGGAUCGUUUAUCUACGAAGAUUUUAUGCCAACUGAUGGUACGGACGUAAAAGUUUACACAGUGGGCCCUGACUACGCACACGCAGAAGCUCGCAAGUCCCCGGCACUAGACGGUAAGGUCGAAAGGGAUUCGGAAGGCAAGGAGAUCAGGUACCCUGUCAUACUGUCCAACCAGGAGAAGUUGAUAUCCAGGAAAGUUUGUCUCGCCUUCAAACAAACUGUUUGUGGCUUCGAUUUACUCAGAGCGAACGGCAAAUCCUUCGUGUGUGAUGUGAACGGAUUUUCAUUUGUGAAGAACUCGAAUAAGUACUACGAUGAUUGUGCCAAGAUCCUGGGGAAUAUGAUCCUGCGGGAACUAGCGCCGACGCUGCACAUUCCAUGGUCGGUGCCCUUCCAGCUCGACGACCCGCCCAUCGUGCCCACGACCUUCGGGAAGAUGAUGGAACUGCGCUGCGUGGUGGCCGUCAUCAGACACGGGGAUAGGACGCCUAAACAGAAGAUGAAGGUGGAAGUUCGGCAUCAGAGAUUCUUUGAAAUAUUCGAAAAGUACGACGGCUUCAAGCGUGGUCAUGUGAAGUUAAAAAAGCCGAAACAACUGCAGGAGAUCCUGGACAUAGCUCGCGCGUUACUCUCAGAUAUACAGACGAGGCACGCCGACCCUGAGAUUGAGGAGAAGCAAGGGAAACUAGAACAACUCAAGAGUGUUUUGGAAAUGUACGGUCACUUCUCGGGCAUCAACCGCAAGGUGCAGAUGAAGUACCAGCCGCGCGGGCGGCCGCGGGGCUCCAGCUCGGACGACGGUAACGCGCCGCCGCACCACGUAGGCGGUGGUGGCGAGCCGUCGUUAGUGCUGAUCCUGAAGUGGGGCGGCGAGCUGACGCCGGCGGGACGGAUACAGGCUGAGGAGCUGGGCCGUAUGUUCCGCUGCAUGUACCCCGGGGGACAGGGGCGGCAUAUACCCGGUGAAGGUGGCACCCAAGGUCUUGGUUUACUCCGCCUACAUUCAACGUUCCGCCACGACCUGAAGAUAUACGCGUCGGACGAGGGUCGCGUACAGAUGACUGCAGCUGCCUUCGCUAAAGGAUUACUUGCGUUAGAAGGGGAACUCACUCCGAUACUAGUGCAGAUGGUCAAGUCUGCUAACACGAAUGGACUGCUCGAUAACGACUGUGAUUCUUCUAAAGUACAGAAUAUGGCAAAAGCUCGUCUCCACGAGGCAAUGCAAGUAGACCGGGAGUUCACUGAGGAGGACCGGUGGCGCAUCAACCCGUGCGAGUCGGUGAGCAUCAGCGCCGCCAUGGAGUUUGUCAAGAACCCCGUGCGUUGCUGUGCACACGUACACACGCUCAUACAACAUCUUGUGCAUAUCGUGCUCACUAAGAAGGACGACCCGAAGACUAAAGACACGAUAUUAUACCACGGCGAGACAUGGGAACUAAUGGGUCGGCGGUGGGGUAAAAUAGAGAAGGACUUUUGCACGAAGAACAAAACGUACGACAUAUCUAAGAUCCCUGAUAUCUACGACUGUAUCAAAUACGAUCUGCAACACAACCAACACACGUUGCAGUUCGACUUGGCAGAGGAACUGUACAUCUAUGCCAAGUACUUGGCUGAUAUUGUGAUACCUCAGGAAUACGGACUCACGAUGCAGGAAAAGCUGACAAUAGGACAAGGCAUUUGCACGCCGCUUCUGAAGAAGAUCAGAGCAGACCUGCAGCGGAACAUCGAGGAGUCGGGAGAGGAGACAGUCAAUAGGUUAAAUCCCAGAUACAGCCACGGCGUGUCGUCCCCGGGGCGCCACGUGCGCACGCGCCUGUACUUCACCAGCGAGAGCCACGUGCACUCGCUGCUCACCGUACUGCGCUUCGGGGGACUACUCGACGUAAUAAAAGACGAGCAAUGGCGUCGCGCGAUGGAGUACGUGUCGACGGUGUCGGAGCUCAACUACAUGUCGCAGAUUGUGGUCAUGCUGUACGAGGAUCCCACCAAGGAUCCUUACUCGGAGGAGAGGUUCCACGUAGAGCUCCACUUCAGUCCGGGCGUGAACUGCUGCGUGCAGAAGAACUUGCCGCCCGGGCCUGGCUUCAGGCCACACAGCCGGAAUCACUCCACUACUAACAACUCGUUACGGUAUGGUUUUGUACAGAGUUCGUCUGACGAGGUGAAGUGUAUCGAAGAGGAAGGCGAAGACGACAACAUGGCUAGUCAGGAGACACUGCAGCCGGACGCGGAGGAACUGGACAACACAUUCUCGCCGAAGAAAUUAUCGAAAUCAAAGAUUAGACCUUCUGAUCCUAUACCCAUUUGCAACCUGCACUACACGGUGAGCGGUCACGAGGCGUCGUCCCUGGCGGCGCGCCUCAACGCGGAGCUACGGGCUCGCUCGCACGCUGACGCACCCAGCCACGACGACGCACAGGGUGAUGAAAAGGAACCUAAAGACGUGGAAGAAGCGCCGCCUCGCGCGCGUUCCUACGACCAACAUAAGCAGAGCCACGACAACGAGUCGGAGUCGGCGCUGGCGGGCGCCGCGCGGUACUCCAGCUUGCAGCACGUCGCCAGGGAAGCCGCGCGGCCGGCCCCCCUCCCCGCACUGACCGUGACGCCGCCCGCGCUCGCGUCGAGCCCGAGCCCGACCGAGAGCCCGCUAACUCCCCUCAUUAACAUGGGCGGCGUCGAGUCCUCUACUAACGAGCUCCCGCUGUCCGCCAUCCCCUUCGGGUCGCGCACGGCGUCCUGGCCGCGCCUGGCGGACGGCAGCCAGUGUAGCACUCCGCGGGACGCAGGGCGGCGCCAGCGGCACAGCAUCGCCGGCCAGAUGAGCUACCUCAAGAUGCUGGGGCUCGGCGCCCGCGGCAAGCUGUCCGCCGCCGGCCUCUUCAGCACGGCCGUCAUCUCCGGGUCCAGCUCUGCGCCCAACCUCCGAGUCAUGAUCCCCACGGCGGCGUCCAGCAACGCGGCGGUGGAGGGGUUCGGCGGAGUGCCGGCCAUCCGGCCGCUGGAGACGCUGCACAACGCGCUGUCGCUGCGCCAGCUGGACGCCUUCCUGGAGCGCGUCACGGCGGCGCCCGUGCUGCUGGGCACGCCGCCCGCGCCGCCCGCGCCGCUGCCGCACAAGCAGCCGUCGCCCACCAACAGUGUGGGCUGGAGCGGUCCGUCGUCGCUGAUGUCGUCGUCGGGCGAGCUGCCGAGCGGUCUGUCGUCUGCGGGCCCUUCCUCGCCCAACUCUAACUACGCCUCCAAUUCGGAACAUAAGACCACCUCGACGGAAAGUAGCAAUUGGAGUAAAAAUGUGCCGAGCAAGCUCCCUCAGUGGGAGGGCGAGGCGGCGACGUUGUGCGCGUUGGACUCGAGCCUGCACCCAUUCAUGCCGCACUCCAACGUAGCAGGUUCAUCUAUUAGCGGCGACGUGACGCCGGUGUCCAUAGCCUCCGAGCUGGACUUCAACAGCAACGAGGCUACCGCCGGCUCCAUCACUGACCACGAUCUACUGAGUACUGAAGGUGAAGAGGAUGAAGGAACCCUUUCAGUAGACUGGUGCGGGUCGCCGGUCAAGAUGAUCAAGAACGACCUCAGCCCACAGACAUACGCCGCAGCCAGUUCCCUCAGACUGGACAACAAUCAGCCGUCCACUAGCAAAUGCUCCAGUGAAUUCUUCGGGCUAAGCUUACAGCAAACUAAAGAAUGUUUCUAUAAAGACAUGCCAACGAGUAGCAAGAAUUACAACUUAGAUAAUGAGGUUAAACAAAAGUUUUCUAAAGAAAACACUCAGUUUGUAGCUAACGUAGACUCGCCUAAUUUGCCAAGCAAAGACGGCAAGGUCAAGACUAUAAAGAAUGAUAUUCUAAACAAUGGAAGUAGAAGGUACAGUGACAGUAGUGCACAAAAAAGUAAUGUAAGUUCCCAAGCGACUGUCUCAGGCAGUAGGUUCAAGACGACAUUAGUGACAGACGAUCUGUUGAGGCCAAGCACUUCUACUGACAGUACCAAUAACUUGGUGGCCACCGAGCCAGGCAUGCCGUCGGUCACGAAGGCUAAGAAAACGAACGUUAAACCAGGCUUUACUGUGACAGAAACUUAACUGUAGUAGUACAACUCCCAUAUACUUGAGUUUAUGUUUUAGAAAAUAGAUAGAAUUUCCACCAGAAUUGCCUAAGUAUGGAUUACAUUUGUCCUGUAGACGCAUCAUCUGUGUGGCGAUCCAACAUAUUGUGUUUUAGUUUCAGUGGUAGUUAAUGCAUUCAGUGUAGUAUUAUCGAUACAAUCUCGCUAGCUUCGAACAAAACUACGUUUCUAUGCCACCACUUAUAAGUAGCCGUGCUUACAUAUAUGUCGUAUGUUUUUAGAAUUAUCUUAUAAUUUUUACACUCAUUGCUGUGAUGAUUUUAAUGUUAUUUCUCUGUGCGCUUAUAUUUAAUUGCAUAUUCAUUAAAAAUAAAAUAAUAAAAUGAAUAGGUUUUGCAAUUGUACUUACUGUUGUUUGUAUAUGCUGAAGUUUCAAGUUAAUGUAAUUGUAUCAAUGUUAUGUGUUCAUAGAUGUAAUAUGACUGAAUCAAAGGCAGUGUAGUGAAUCAAUAAUAUUCUGUUAUAGUGCUUCUUUUGCCUUACCAGCUCGCUUGAUUGUGCGCAAAAUAAUGAAUACGAUUUUCUAAAAAUGUUAAGACAUUGAUAUAUUGAAUGUAUUAUGUAUAGUUAAGAAAUUUACAUCAAAAUAAAAUAAAUGAUAAAUAAACA
Molecule: messenger RNA, 5626 nt
Organism: Spodoptera frugiperda (fall armyworm)
Lineage: Eukaryota; Metazoa; Arthropoda; Insecta; Lepidoptera; Noctuidae
Product: inositol hexakisphosphate and diphosphoinositol-pentakisphosphate kinase
Exons: 30
Coding region: 141-4973 (1610 amino acids)
Biological process (GO): inositol phosphate biosynthetic process; inositol metabolic process
Cellular component (GO): cytosol
Molecular function (GO): 5-diphosphoinositol pentakisphosphate 1-kinase activity; inositol hexakisphosphate kinase activity; diphosphoinositol pentakisphosphate kinase activity
Source: RefSeq, a predicted model, not a curated record